UAUUUCAAAUUUCAAAACAAAAAUAAUCAAACAUGCAAAUAUAACCUAAGUCCUAAACUUACGAUGAAGAUAUUGAUUAAGUUUAUAAGAACUAUUUCGAUUUUUUGAGAAAAUCAUGUGAGAAUUUACUUGAGAUUUUAUGGUUAUAUGAAGAUAAGUCUUAUUUAUAGUUUUAAUUGAAAACUUAUUUUAAAAUGUCGCACCAAUUAGGUCGUUUAGUUUCUCAAAUUCUCCAGAGAUAUUUUGGUGAAAUAGUCGAAAAGGUCGGUAGUGACCUUUUUAGAUAUGGUUGCAAAUCAAUUGGAAUGAUUGUAAAGUCUACGGGACUUCCUAGAUUAAAGGUCGUGGAAAGUUUAAGGACUCUGCUCAAAUUUGAUUUAGCUACCUUUGAAGCAUCUGGAGCGUUUGUGGACUAUAAAUUAUUGCCCGAUAAUGUUUUACUGCUAAUAAGAUAUCCAAGGUACCUUCUUCAGAUGAAAACAAAAUAUGGAAAAGAGGCAGAGAUUAUUGUAGAGGAAUUAUUGCAACAAGCGAUCUGCACUGCUACUGUACUUCUAGUGACUUUAGCCAAUAAACAAAAAGAUGAAACGGAAAAAAAUCUUACGCUUGUAAAACUAAAGGACACAUUCAUAAGCCUAGCGACCGCGGGAUAUAUCCAACAAGCUCCCGUACCAGAACUAAAGGAGGGGAGCGAUGUACCCACAUUGGUGCCUGUGGUGACUAUUGUACCAGAUUUGGAUGUUAGGGUACUUAUGCAAGCAAUGAAUAACCCAGAAGAGAUUAGUGAUAAAAUAUAUUGGAAAGUGAACUAUGAUAGAUUUCACCAAGACUUCCGGGAUGAAAUCAUGAUAAAAGCAAUGACUCGACGCAUUGACGAGAAUGCGGGCGAAGUGAUGCGUCUGCUCCUCCAAGAGAUGUACCUGUCAUCACCAGCUUGGGCGGAGGAAUCCAAUCCUGUAGCGCUGGGAGUGUUGAAGGAACAUGCCAGACGACUUGCUGAUAAGCCGCUUUUGGUACAACACUUGGAGCACUAUCUUAAGGUUAUGGAGGAAAAUGGCGCGGGAUUUAUCCGUGUCACCGGAGAUGCAGGUGGGGGCCAGUACUGCGUGCAAGCAAAGCGCGCCGCCGCACUGCUGGUCGAGAAUGUUCUAGACCACGUGGUCACUGAGCGGCUGGGCUCCAAGGCUGCUAGGAUAUUUAGGUUAAUUCGUACCAAGAAAUACAUAGAAGAGGAAGAUAUACAAAAGAAUGCAAUGUUACCAAACAAGGAGUGUAAACAGCUUACAUAUAAACUACUCGAAGAGCAUUUUAUUAGUGUACAGCCAAUGAGAAAGUCUCAACAUGUUUCAGGACUUCAGAAGGGUAUAUAUUUGUAUCAUGUGAAAUUUUUUGAGGUAGUGCAACUGUGCCGCGCGCUAUGCGAGGCGAGCCUGCACAACGUGAGCGCGUGGCGGAGCGGCGCGGUGCGGCGCCACGCGCGCGCGCUCGACAAGCAGCGCCGCGUGCGCACCAUAGUGCACGGCAUGGCGCUGCGCAACGAGCCGCAGGCCAACAUCGACGACGUACUGGAAACGCUUACACCCCCCGAAGUGGCGCUACUACAGCAAGUCGAGAAGCAACUCAAGCAACUCAGUGCUGCAGAACUAGAGUUAGAUAGGAAUUUAUUUAUAUUGAAUUGGUAUUUGAUGUACUCAUAACGAUGCAGUUUGAAGAAAAGAGAGGAAUAUUAAGUUUUAUGCUGAGUCGAUAUUUGAUAUAUCGAGUCAAUUUGGGCACAGCAAUGUUAUUUGAUGAAUAUCUAUAACUUUUAUACUGUGUACUUUUAAAGUAAUGUCCCUAAAUCGGAAAAAUGAAAACUUUCUGUGUAUAUUAAUAAAAUUGUCUUUAUUGUCAUUUAAAAUGAUGAAUAAAACAUCUGUUAAUAUUCGUAGAA
Colias croceus (clouded yellow) is the source of this 1933-nucleotide messenger RNA. It is a transcript of the gene Polr3C, whose product is annotated as DNA-directed RNA polymerase III subunit RPC3. The transcript is spliced from 11 exons. Bases 195 to 1697 code for a protein of 500 amino acids. Gene Ontology annotation, cellular component: RNA polymerase III complex. Gene Ontology annotation, biological process: DNA-templated transcription. Gene Ontology annotation, molecular function: single-stranded DNA binding. The record is from RefSeq and is a predicted model, not a curated record. Lineage: Eukaryota; Metazoa; Arthropoda; Insecta; Lepidoptera; Pieridae.